UAGCUUUUUGAUGUUUGCCUUUCAUCUUAUGUGCCUUUCAUCUUAUGUGAAGGAAAUUUGAAGGGUAAUUUGAAGUUUACAUCUUUGGCCACCCUUUUGAAAUUACUAAGUACUUGGCCUUCUAUAUUUAUAUUCAUAGUUGUUGUGCUUUCAACUAGAGCCCUCUGUUUCUCUCUGUUUGGCUUUUUUUUAAGCACUUAACUUGCAGUAUUUGUAUGUUUUAGAGCAAAGCAACUGAAGAGAAUGGCAGAUUGGAACAGAAUGCUGAGCAAAAGCAGUGGUUUUGGUGUUGGUGAUUCAAGUAGUGAAGAUUUUCAAGAAGAAGUGUGGGGUGUUACUCAGCAGGAAAGGAAGUACAACUUUACUCAGGAGUCUUGCUCCUCUAGUUCUUCUUCUUCUUCUGCAAGGAGCCUCUCCACAGCUCCAAGAACCAUUGUAAAGGCAUGUGACAACUCUUUAAGCACCCAUGACUCCAAUGUGGUACAGAGAUCGGCUCCAAUUAGCAUUCCUGAUUGGUCAAAAAAUUAUGGGAAAAAUGAAGAUAAUCAUGAUGGGUAUGAUGUCCAAUUCAAUGGUGAAGAUGAUGAUGCCAAUGAUAAUGAAGAUGAGAUGGUGCCACCACAUGAAUGGUUGGCUAGAAAGCUGAGAAGAAGCCAGAUCUCAUGUUUCUCAGUUGUUGAAGGGAGGGGCAGGACACUUAAAGGAAGAGACUUGAGGAAAGUAAGGAAUGGUGUUUGGAAACAAACUGGUUUCUUGGAGUAGUCAUGUAAUCUUUGUUU
This is a messenger RNA of Fragaria vesca subsp. vesca, 779 nucleotides long. RefSeq lists its product as uncharacterized. Bases 244 to 762 code for a protein of 172 amino acids. The record is from RefSeq and is a predicted model, not a curated record. Lineage: Eukaryota; Viridiplantae; Streptophyta; Magnoliopsida; Rosales; Rosaceae. The transcript has a single exon.